Molecule: messenger RNA, 993 nt
Organism: Mesorhabditis spiculigera
Lineage: Eukaryota; Metazoa; Nematoda; Chromadorea; Rhabditida; Rhabditidae
Source: the annotation of a GenBank genome assembly
AUGGCGAAACGUGGCGCUGCGACAAAACAGAAGCAAAAGCGGGCACCGGGGACGCGUAUCGAUCCGUCGAAAAUGGUUGUGUGCACGAUAUGCCAACGUCCGCUGACGGCUAGUAAGCACUUCGCCAACACGCUGCUCGACCACGCCAAGCGUCACCUGGAUAUGAAGCAAUACGUGUGCAGUUGCUGCGACCGGUCGUGCGUGGGAUGGCACGAGUGCGACAAGCACAUCCAGCUGGUUCACCCCGACCAGGCCGAGGCGAGGGUCGUCGACACGUUGACCUCCGACAUGCUGAUGUUGUUCCGCGACCAAGCCAUCCGAUGUUUUCCGGCUUUCGAGAAGUCGAUGAACGAUUGGUGGGAGCGACAGUUGCCGAAAUAUGAAGAGCUACGCGCCAAGGAGACUGCAGAGACGGAGGCUGAGGUGCUUUUACUUCAAAAGCUUGACGCCGAAGGGCUGGCCUUGGACGAGGUGGAGCAGCUCGGCGAAGUUGACGCAGAUCCCGGAAGAGUUGCAGAAGCUGUGGUGGAAGGGAUUCUCGACGAGCCAGAACCCGUCGUUUUGCGGGGCCGCGUCGUCGAGGAGCAAGACGAUGAAACAGAUUUUGACGCCAUGCCAUCGACUUCCGACCGGUUGGCCGUGCUGGCAAACGGCGGAUAUGCCGAGCCCCCUGUCUACACCAUCACCGACUCGCCGCCGCCCGAGGAGGAGAGCAUGAAGUCCCCGAGAAUCGAGUCGCUGGCCGACAUUUUUGGCGUCGAUCCCGAGCCCGAGGCCGGAGUCGAAAGAGGCAUGCCGAAUGAAGAGCGUGGUGUGUACCUGGCGGCGAUUGGGCGCUUGAAGAUGCAGCUCCAGGCCAAGGAGGGCGAGCUUAACGUCUUGCGCGCGCGGCUGAAGCGAUCGGAGGAAAUUCGCUCCCAGCAAUCGUCGGUGAUCGUGAGGCUGAAGGUCCGCCAACACCGCAUUCAAACGCACUACGCCACCCAGCAGCCU